This is a messenger RNA of Phanerochaete carnosa HHB-10118-sp, 748 nucleotides long. RefSeq lists its product as uncharacterized. The transcript has 2 exons. Gene Ontology annotation, biological process: mitochondrial respiratory chain complex IV assembly. The coding region runs from base 40 to 306 and encodes 88 amino acids. Gene Ontology annotation, cellular component: mitochondrion. NCBI's taxonomy places the organism in Eukaryota, Fungi, Basidiomycota, Agaricomycetes, Polyporales, Phanerochaetaceae. The record is from RefSeq and is a predicted model, not a curated record.
CCGACCUCCAUCUGCGAUUUGUCAUCCUCGCCAGCCGGCAUGUCGAAUACAUGCGAACCACUUCUGGCCGCACUGAAGGAGUGUCUCCUUCAGUCAGACUGUGUUGUCAAACAAGGGCACCUCCCUUCGGAAUGUCUCAGGGACCAUACAUCCGAGCUUCCUGAAAGCUGUCAAGCUAUACGAAAGGCGACAUUUGAGUGCAAGCGGGGCCUGUUGGAUAUGCGAAAACGAUUUCGAGGAAACAACGCGGGUGCUGUCGCUCAGCAGCUCAAAGAAUCUCCGGUGUCUUCCAAAACAGAAGAAUAAUGCCCACAUAUGGACUCGGAACUUCUAGAGCUUGAACAUAAUUGUCACUUGAAAAAUUCGCAAACGUGUCGAAACGUGCAGUAUGCUUCACGUAACUCUGUCCGGUCGGUUGCAGUGCAUUGUGCGUUGUUGCUCUAGACUUUGAUGUUCAUUCACGUGCAAAGUUUAUUCGAUAUAUGUGCCUGUGUAUCGCCGCACUUGCUACACGCUUCUAAUCGGCAUUGUACUUGUUCAUGCGUUGCACGUCUUCAUUCUUCCUUGCUAACUCGAGUCCUUCGCGGCUCUAUCCGGACUUCUCUUGAUACCUGCGACCCAUCACGGACGUCCGGAUUCACGAAUAAUGGCGUGCAUAAACUCUACACCGAUCCUUCUUGAUCACCUACGUGUAUUGUCUCUGGCCCGUGGAUCAAACAGUCCUUAGAUCUGGCCCAAGGUACCGGUG